UAAACAUUCAGAAUAUUUAGAGAAGAAGCAAAGAAAAAAGUUCCUCCAGUAAAGACUUAACAAUGGAAUCUUCUGCAGUACGACAGGAAACAUUCGAUUGCUCUGAAUAUGGAAAUAGAUCUUGCCCAGAAAAUGAAAGGUCUCUGGGUGUCCGAGUGGCUAUGUAUUCAUUUAUGGCAGGAGCCAUAUUCAUCACAAUAUUUGGCAAUCUUGCCAUGAUAAUUUCCAUUUCCUACUUCAGGCAGCUUCACACACCAACCAACUUCCUCAUCCUCUCCAUGGCCAUCACUGAUUUCCUCCUGGGAUUCACCAUCAUGCCAUAUAGUAUGAUCAGAUCGGUGGAGAACUGCUGGUAUUUUGGGCUUACAUUUUGCAAGAUUCAUUAUAGUUUUGACCUGAUGCUUAGCAUAACGUCCAUUUUCCAUCUUUGCUCAGUGGCCAUUGACAGAUUUUAUGCCAUCUGUUACCCAUUACGCUAUUCCACCAAAAUAACUAUUCCAGUCAUUAAAAGAUUGCUACUUCUCUGCUGGUCGGUCCCUGGAGCAUUUGCCUUUGGGGUGGUCUUCUCAGAGGCCUAUGCAGAUGGAAUAGAGGGCUAUGAUAUCUUGGUUGCUUGCUCCAAUUCCUGCCCAGUGAUGUUCAACAAGCUAUGGGGGACCACCUUGUUUAUGGCAGGUUUCUUCACUCCUGGGUCUAUGAUGGUGGGGAUUUAUGGCAAAAUUUUUGCAGUAUCCAGGAAAUAUGCUCAUGCCAUCAAUAAAUUGCCAGAAAAUCAAAAUAAUCAAGUGAAGAAAGACAAAAAAGCUGCCAAAACUUUAGGAAUAGUGAUGGGUGUUUUCUUAUUAUGUUGGUUUCCUUGUUUCUUCACAAUUUUAUUGGAUCCCUUUCUGAACUUCUCUACUCCUGUAGUUUUGUUUGAUGCCUUGACAUGGUUUGGCUAUUUUAACUCCACAUGUAAUCCCUUAAUAUAUGGCUUCUUCUAUCCCUGGUUUCGCAGAGCACUGAAGUACAUUUUGCUAGGUAAAAUUUUCAGCUCACGUUUCCAUAGUACAAAUUUGUGUAUACAGAAAGAAAGUGAGUAGAUUUAUUCUGCAUGAAUAAAUUGAAGCAAAAAGACUAGAACUUAGAAGAAUGAAGUUGUUUAAAAUGUGCGUUUGUGUGCACGUGUGUAUUAUUUUAGCUAUCAUAGAAAGUUCUUGGUUUCUAAGAUAAGAUAAAAAAAAAAGGAAGCUUCUCUUUGAGCCAAAAAUCCCUCCAAUAGUUUUCAGAAUUCUUUACACACCCAUUACUUCCUGGUAGAGAGAAAACAAAAGAAAAUCAGAAAAGCAUAGAGAACAUGGGGGAAAGCCAGAGAUGGAAAGGGUAAGACACACAAAAGCUUUUAUAAUGUUCAAAAGGGAUCAAAACAUAGGCUGAGCUUGAGAACUGCUUGUGCCUCUCCCCACCACAGACGAUUUGUGUGAUAUUCCCAUUCCUAUUUGUUCCUCAGUGCCUUAUCAGAUGUACUUUGAAACAUCAACAACUAAAAAUGGUAGGUAAGUAAAUAUAGAAAUAACAAUUUUAAAAACCCGUAUUCUUCCAGGAAUCAGUUAUAUGUUAGCUGAGAGUUAAGGCUGUACUAGAUUCUGCUGUUGUGAGAACAAAUGUUUCUUAGCCAAAAGAAGAAAUAGCAAACUGAGUAACUGGGGCCAUGGGCUCCAGGUGGGUUUUCAUUCAGGAGCCAUCUAAAUCAGAACAGAUGAUUUCCAUGUUACUUGCAGUAGAACUCUGUUCAGUGUCCUCCUUUCCUCUAUAGGCUCAUCCACAUUCUGUGUUGCUAUUUGGUGUUCUGGUGUUUAAUAAAUGUGGA
Cebus imitator (Panamanian white-faced capuchin) is the source of this 1849-nucleotide messenger RNA. It is a transcript of the gene TAAR2, whose product is annotated as trace amine associated receptor 2. Gene Ontology annotation, molecular function: trace-amine receptor activity. The coding region runs from base 63 to 1082 and encodes 339 amino acids. Lineage: Eukaryota; Metazoa; Chordata; Mammalia; Primates; Cebidae. Gene Ontology annotation, cellular component: membrane. The transcript has 2 exons. Gene Ontology annotation, biological process: G protein-coupled receptor signaling pathway. The record is from RefSeq and is a predicted model, not a curated record.